CCUCAGGUGUCCAAGGAAUGGCAGGGCAUGGCUUGCCGAUAUGGACUACAUCUCCCAUCAGGCAAUGCGCACUAUAACUGGCCCCCCUCCGGUGGCGCCCGAGCAUUGUGGGAUUGGAUGAGUCUCAAGAUGGACAACCGGGAUGUUGCAGGAAAGGCUAACCGGUGGUUUGGGGUUGCCCCUGCCAAGUCUGGGAAAAUGAACAUGAACAUCCUUCACCAGGAGGAGCUCAUUGCUCAGAAGAAACGGGAAAUUGAAGCCAAAAUGGAGCAGAAAGCCAAGCAGAAUCAGGUGGCCAGCCCUCAACCCCCGAAUCCUGGCGAAAUUGCAAACGCACACAACUCUAAUGUCUCCAACAAGUUUGCCAACGACGGCAGCUUCUUGCAGCAGUUUCUGAAGUUGCAAAAGGCACAGACCAGCACUGAUCCGCCCCCCAGCGCGCCCAUUGCCCCACCUCGUGUGCUCCCCCGCCCUGGGAAGAGGCCACCCCUCAUCAGCAGCCUGCCAGGCCAGGUGAAGAACUACGUGCAUGCCAAGCAGCUGCCUGUGGCCAGCCGCCCAAGCGUCUUCCAGUCUCCUGAUGAGGAUGAGGAGGAAGACUAUGAGCAGUGGCUGGAGAUAAAAGUUUCACCCCCAGAGGGAGCCGAGACUCGGAAAGUGAUAGAGAAAUUGGCCCGCUUUGUGGCAGAAGGAGGCCCCGAGUUAGAAAAAGUAGCUAUGGAGAACUACAAGGAUAACCCGGCAUUUUCGUUUUUGCAUGAUAAGAAUAGCAGGGAAUUCCUCUACUACAGAAAGAAGGUGGCUGAGAUAAGAAAGGAAGCACAGAAGUUGCAGACAGCCUCUCAGAAAGUUUCACCCCCAGAGGACGAAGAGGUCAAGAACCUCGCAGAAAAGUUGGCCAGGUUCAUAGCGGAUGGGGGUCCUGAGGUAGAAACCAUUGCCCUCCAGAACAACCGCGAGAACCAGGCAUUCAGCUUUCUGUAUGAACCUAACAGCCAAGGGUACAAGUACUACCGCCAGAAGCUAGAGGAGUUCCGGAAAGCCAAGGCUGGUCCCACAGGCCCCCCCAUGGCACCCGACCUUGGACUGAAGCAUACAUCUCCUCCUGAGACCCCCUUGGGGUCCCUGCCCACUGCCACUGCCUGCCCCAUCUCAUCUGCCCCCUUGCCCACCAUCAACCCAUCUUCAGCUGCCCCGGGGAAGCUGGCCAGCACAGCCACUAUGAAGAGGAAGCGAAAGAGCCGAUGGGGGCCUGAAGAGGACAAGGUAGAGCUCCCGCCUGCUGAGCUGGUGCAGAGGGAUGUGGACGCCUCUCCCUCACCUCUGUCAGUUCAGGACCUCAAGGGUCUCGGCUAUGAGAAGGGGAAGCCCGUGGGUCUGGUAGGUGUCACGGAGCUGUCGGAUGCCCAGAAGAAGCAGCUGAAGGAGCAGCAGGAGAUGCAGCAAAUGUACGACAUGAUCAUGCAGCACAAGCGUGCAAUGCAGGACAUGCAGCUGCUGUGGGAGAAGGCGCUGCAGCAGCACCAGCAUGGCUAUGACAGCGACGAGGAGGUGGACAGCGAGCUGGGCACCUGGGAGCACCAGCUGCGGCGCAUGGAGAUGGACAAGACUCGGGAAUGGGCAGAGCAGCUGACGAAGAUGGGCCGGGGCAAGCACUUCAUUGGAGACUUCCUGCCACCAGACGAGCUGGAGAAGUUCAUGGAGACCUUCAAGGCCCUGAAGGAGGGCCGGGAGCCUGACUAUUCAGAGUACAAAGAGUUCAAGCUGACAAUAGAGAACAUCGGCUACCAGAUGCUAAUGAAGAUGGGCUGGAAGGAGGGCGAUGGCCUGGGUUCAGAAGGCCAGGGCAUCAAGAAUCCAGUCAACAAGGGCACCACUACAGUAGAUGGUGCUGGCUUUGGCAUUGACCGGCCAGCUGAGCUCUCCAAGGAAGAUGAUGAGUACGAGGCCUUUCGCAAGAGGAUGAUGCUGGCCUACCGCUUCCGGCCCAACCCCCUGAACAACCCCAGACGGCCUUACUACUGAGUGUUCUGGAGAAAUGCACAAAUGUACUUUCCUAAAGACUGUCCCUGGACUGUGGAAUGUUCCAGCCUGUGUUCCUGCCUGCCUUUCUCAUUGUCUCAAGUGUUGUGCUGUGUAUUAAAAUCCCAGUGCUUGCCUGCCAUGGCAGCCUGGUCUUGCCAUCAA
This is a messenger RNA of Phacochoerus africanus (Common warthog), 2187 nucleotides long. It is a transcript of the gene SUGP1, whose product is annotated as SURP and G-patch domain containing 1. Bases 28 to 2025 code for a protein of 665 amino acids. The record is from RefSeq and is a predicted model, not a curated record. The transcript is spliced from 14 exons. Gene Ontology annotation, cellular component: nucleoplasm. Gene Ontology annotation, biological process: RNA processing. Lineage: Eukaryota; Metazoa; Chordata; Mammalia; Artiodactyla; Suidae. Gene Ontology annotation, molecular function: RNA binding.